Lathyrus sativus (Indian pea) is the source of this 987-nucleotide messenger RNA. The record is from the annotation of a GenBank genome assembly. Lineage: Eukaryota; Viridiplantae; Streptophyta; Magnoliopsida; Fabales; Fabaceae.
AUGAGGGCUGUUGCAGUAUCCAUACCUGGUGGACCUCAAGUUCUGCAUGUUCGAGAAAUCGAUGAACCUCAUCUCACACACGAUCAAGUCCUCAUCAGAGUCCACUUCGCCGCCGUUAACCGAGACGACAUUUCUCUCCGAAAAGGCGCUUUCCGUUUCCCAUAUGGUGCAACUCUUUUCCUAGGUUUUGAAUGUUCUGGAAUUAUCGAAUCCGUCGGUAAAAACGUCUCCAAAUGGAAAAUCGGUGAUGAGGUUUGUGCUCUUCUUGAUGGAGCUGGAUAUGCUGAGAAAGUAGCUGUUCGGGAGGGACAAGUUUUUCCGAUUCCAACCGGGGUUUCUCUCAGGGAAGCGGCUAGUCUUCCCUUCGCUGCAUGUACUGUCUGGUUGUCUAUCUUUAUCACCAGCAGACUAUAUAGAGGGGAAACCUUGUUGAUUCAUGGAGGUUCUGGCGGAAUCGACGCAUUUGCAAUUAAGGCAGCUAAGUUGGGUGGAUCAAGAGUAAUUGUUGUUGCAGGUGAUGAAGAGAAGCUAUCUUAUUGCGUGAGUAUUCAAGCCGAUGUUUGCAUCAAUUACAAAAUUGAGGACUUUGCUGCUAGAGUGAAGGAAGAAACUGGUGGUCGAGGUGUUGAUGUUAUUCUUGAUUGUACUGGAACACAUUGCUUUCAGAAAAAUAUUGAGUGCUUGAAUGUUAAUGGAAGGCUUUUCAUUAUCGGCGCUCUAGGGGCGACUUUGUAUACACAGAUGGAUCUAAGGGAUUUAGUUACCAAGCGUCUCACUGUCCAAGGGGGUUACUUGCAGAAUAGGAGUGCUAGAAGCAAGCAAUUGAUCAUUGAAGAUGUGAAGAAGAAUCUUUGGCCUGCAAUUGGAAAUAGAGAAGGAAUGAUAAAUCCUUUGGUCCACCAAUGUUUCUCUUUUUCUGAAGCAGAUGAGGCUCACCAGCUUGUGGAAACUGGUCACCAGAUUGGGAAAGUAUUGCUUGUGCCAUGA